AUGGCCGUUCGCGUCUGUCUCGCAUUCACCUCUGAACCGCUCCUACAACUCCCCAUUGACGCCGACGACAUGGCUCAGUCGACACAGGUCUCCGUCUCCGAACCGGCCGUCGAGAACGCCAUGCCUCAUUCUCCCGUGCUCGCCGCCAAACGGUCACACGAUCAAGUCGAACCCAUCGCAGAUGCUGCGCCGACGUUGAAGAAAGUCAAGACGAACGACGACACUCUCGAAGCCAAUGGACCUGAGGAUAUACAGAUGAGAGACAUUCAGGAGGUGGAGGGUAGAAAGAAGACGCAAGAGACAGAAAUCAAUGCUGCCCUGGCUAUGCUGGACGACGGAGUCAAAGAGUCUGAUGCUGCUAGUGGAAGAAGCGAGUGGUGUAUGGCCUUGGGAGAGCUUUGA
Messenger RNA from Aureobasidium melanogenum CBS 110374, 402 nucleotides. RefSeq lists its product as uncharacterized. Bases 1 to 402 code for a protein of 133 amino acids. The transcript has a single exon. NCBI's taxonomy places the organism in Eukaryota, Fungi, Ascomycota, Dothideomycetes, Dothideales, Saccotheciaceae. The record is from RefSeq and is a predicted model, not a curated record.